AUGGCCUCCAACCCCCCCGGAGCCUGCUGCUACAAGGGCGUCAAGCAUGAAGGUACAGCCACCGGCGAGAUCUCCACCCUGGGCGACUUUGAGAUCUACACCAAAUAUCCCGAAGACAAGUCGACCGACCUGGGAAUCCUGAUCAUCACCGACGUGAUCGGCCACCGGUUCCUCAAUGCGCAGUUGAUUGCCGACCAGUUCGCGGCCAAUGGCUAUUUUGUGCUGAUGCCCGACCUGUUCGACGGUGACGCCAUCCCGCUCAACCGACCCGGCGACUUCGACAUCCAGGCCUGGCUCAAGGGCGAGUAUCACCCGAAAAAGAUCGCACAUCUGCCGCCCGUCGUCGACCCCAUCAUUGACGCCUGCCUGGUCGAGAUGCGGACGAAGUACAAGGUCAAGAAAAUCGGUGCUGUCGGCUACUGCUUCGGCGGUAAAUACGUGGUGCGCCACCUGCGGCCGGACGCCGGCAAGAUCGACGCCGGCUACACGGCGCACCCGAGCUUCGUGGAGGCCGACGAGCUCAAGGACAUCAAGGGCCCGCUGGCCAUUGCCGCCGCCGAGACCGACUUCAUCUUCCCGGCCGAGAAGCGCCACGAGUCCGAGGUCAUCCUCAAGGACCUGGGCCUGCCCUACCAGAUCAACCUGUACUCCGGCGUCGAGCAUGGCUUUGCCGUACGCGCCGACCCCAAGAACAGACCGUCCGUCUACGCCAAGGAGAAUGCCUUCUUGCAGGCCGUCCAGUGGUUCGAGGAGCACUUGAAGAACUAA
Molecule: messenger RNA, 768 nt
Organism: Capronia epimyces CBS 606.96
Lineage: Eukaryota; Fungi; Ascomycota; Eurotiomycetes; Chaetothyriales; Herpotrichiellaceae
Product: esterase/lipase
Exons: 3
Coding region: 1-768 (255 amino acids)
Molecular function (GO): hydrolase activity
Source: RefSeq, a predicted model, not a curated record